Messenger RNA from Anoplopoma fimbria (sablefish), 3364 nucleotides. RefSeq names its product long-chain-fatty-acid--CoA ligase 1-like. Gene Ontology annotation, biological process: very long-chain fatty acid metabolic process; long-chain fatty acid metabolic process; long-chain fatty-acyl-CoA biosynthetic process. Gene Ontology annotation, molecular function: arachidonate-CoA ligase activity. NCBI's taxonomy places the organism in Eukaryota, Metazoa, Chordata, Actinopteri, Perciformes, Anoplopomatidae. The transcript has 21 exons. The coding region runs from base 290 to 2386 and encodes 698 amino acids. The record is from RefSeq and is a predicted model, not a curated record. Gene Ontology annotation, cellular component: membrane; endoplasmic reticulum.
UUUAAUUUGAAACGUUUGUCCGGAAGUUGUAUUAUUCUUCUUACAGCGUGGUCAGGACGAGAAGCCGGCGAACAGGUCCCCUCCUGGCCAGCCUCCCCCGACACACACUCCGUCCUACAACACACACUCGUAACCUCACCUCAGGGCCAGCAGAGAGCUCUCAGUGCCAUCGAACACACCCAGCCCGCCAUUCAUCUCACACACGCACAAGUUCUCCACUCCAGCCACAUUCACAGACGGGAACCCUUUCCACAAACACACACUCACCUGGUUUCACUUCAGCAGCGUCAUGCUGAGCCAGGACUUCCUGCGGAAGCUGAAGUUGCCAGAUCUGGAUGAUGUCAGGCAUUACAUCAGGAAUGUGCCCACCCCGAUGUUGGUCAGCAUGGGGGCAGUGGCUGCUGCCACAACCUACUACCUGGCUACCCGUCCCAAGGCCCUCCCACCAGUCUGCGACCUCUGUAUGCAGUCAGUUGAGGUUCCGGGUGGAGAGUUGGCACGUCGAUCAGUUCUGUUGAACGGAGUCGCUCAGAUGACACAUAUUUACGAAGAUGCCAGAACGUUGUAUGAGUUCUUCCUCAGAGGGGUCCGAGUCUCCAAUAACGGUCCCUGUCUGGGAUCCAGGAAACCCAAACAGCCGUAUGAAUGGCUGUCCUACAGAGAGGUAAUGGAGCGAACAGAGAAUCUGGGUUCAGCAUUUCUUCACAAAGGACACUCCAAGACCACAGACCCCCACGUUGGCAUCUUCUCUCAGAACAGACCUGAGUGGACCAUCAGUGAGCUGGCAUGCUACACCUAUUCUCUGGUGUCAGUCCCUCUCUACGACACACUGGGAACAGAAGCCAUCGGCUACAUCAUAGACAAAGCUUCCAUCUCGACCAUCAUGUGCGACGUGGUAGAUAAAGCCAACCUGGUCCUGGACUGUGUCAGGGACAAGGAGCACUCUGUGAAAACCAUCGUUCUGAUGGAGAACCCCGGAGCCGACCUGGUCAACAGGGGCCAGCAGGCUGGAAUCCACAUCCUCAGCCUGCAGGAGAUGGAGGCUAUCGGGAAGGCCAACCAUCAACAACCAGUGCCUCCGCGACCUGAGGACAUGGCUCUCAUCUGCUUCACCAGUGGAACAACAGGAAAUCCAAAGGGAGCUAUGUUGACACAUAGAAAUGUUGUGUCCAACUGCUCAGCCUUCAUCAAAAUGACAGAGGUUUCCUGUCCAUUGUUACCCAGUGAUGUCCAUAUUUCCUUCCUGCCCCUGGCUCAUAUGUUUGAGAGAGUAGUCCAGGGAGUGAUGAUAGUGCAUGGAGCCAGGAUUGGCUUUUUCCAGGGAGAUAUUCGCUUGCUGUCAGAUGACCUGAAUGCACUGAAACCCACUGUGUUUCCUGUGGUUCCCCGACUGCUAAACAGAAUGUAUGAUAAGAUCUUUGGGCAGGCUGACAGCUUCCUGAAGCGCUGGCUGCUGGGAUUCGCCUGCAGGAGGAAGGAGGCAGAGAUGAGGAAAGGCAUCGUGAGGAGAGACAGUAUCUGGGAUCGACUCAUCUUCCGGAAGGUUCAGGCCAGCCUCGGAGGUCGCGUGCGGCUCAUGCUGACAGGAGCUGCUCCCAUCUCUCCUACUGUGCUCACCUUCCUCAGAGCUGCAGUAGGCUGUCAGUUCUAUGAAGGUUAUGGACAAACCGAGUGCACUGCUGGAUGCACCAUGACCAUGCCCGGGGAGUGGAACGCAGGUCACGUCGGAGCUCCUCUGCCCUGUAACUCACUUAAACUGGUGGACGUGCCCGAGAUGAACUACCUGGCUGUAAACGGGGAGGGAGAGGUGUGUGUGAAGGGCCCCAACGUGUUCCAGGGCUACCUGAAGGACCCCGAGAAGACUGCAGAGGCCAUCGAUGCAGAUGGAUGGCUUCAUACAGGAGACAUUGGAAAAUGGCUUUCUAAUGGCACGCUGAAGAUCGUGGACAGGAAGAAACACAUCUUUAAAUUGGCACAGGGGGAGUACAUCGCUCCUGAAAAGAUAGAGAACAUCUACAAUAGGGGGGAUGCAGUGGCGCAGGUCUUUGUGCACGGAGACAGUCUACAGGCAUGUCUGGUAGCAGUGGUGGUUCCUGACCCCGACUUCCUGUCUAACUGGACCAAGAGGACCCUGGGACUGGAGGGCAGCUACCAGGAACUAUGUGGCAGAGCGGAAGUCAAGGCAGCCAUCUUCAAAGACAUGGUGCGACUGGGCAAGGAAGGAGGCCUCAAGUCCUUUGAGCAGGUGAAGACCAUCUACAUCCACACCGAGCUGUUCUCAAUAGAGAACGGCCUGCUCACUCCAACGCUGAAGGCCAAGAGGAACGAAAUGCGACAAUACUUCAGAGCCCAGAUAGACGAGCUGUACGCUGGGAUUAAAAUGUAGAAGGAGGGCAUAAAGGAAGAACAGAGACACACACCCAGUGUACCAAAGGGAGACGAAGACGGGAACAAGCCAAGGCUCACAUAGGGAAGCAAAUGUUUAGUCCUCAUGGCCAGUAACACUAGAAACACCAGCAACAGGAGGCGGUGUAGCUUUAAAUAGAACUUGAUUCAGAGCAUGUAGAACAAAAUCAACGCCCUUGAGGAUCUUUGGCACAGAAUACGAGAUCUCUGAAGCUCCAGAGUAGAUUUUAUGCUUCAAAUAAAUUUGUCUAUUGAUGAAAUAGUUUUGCCUAUGCUAUGUACAGUACAAAUUCUGUGAAAACGUGUUGAUUUUAAUUAGCUAUUUUGAAAUGAUAUUUUCAUUCAGGAUGUUUUUAAAGGGAAAUAUCAAAGUGCAGCUCUGUAGCAUCUCAGGACUUCACUGGCAGGAACCACACACAGCACCUCCUACACACACAUAUACACACUACCACUGAGCACUGAAACGGGGUCGUGACCCGCUCUACACACUGCAACUUCAACAUUUCAGUGUCUUUGAUGAGAUUUUUCUCUCAGAUGUCAUGAUUUUAUCUUACUGUGUUUUUUGAAUUUGUUCUGUAAAAAGGAUUGUUUCUGUUGGGUCCUUAAAUAUUUUAAUGAAUAAGCUUGGGUCCAAAUAGGACCCUAUCAACCAGCAGAGAGAGCCAUAUUAAAGAUAAUCUUAGAUCGGUGCAAACAGGGAAUUCAGGUACUAAAGAUCAUUCGGGACAAAGGGAAACUGUCAUAGUUUAUAAUUUAUUUAUGGUAAAAAGGGAAAAGAUUUGCUGAAGGAAUCAGUUUUCUUAAAUUAUUAUUAUAUGCUGAAGAAGGGUGAAACUAUACAUUUCAAAAUGACAUGGUUCACAACCUGAAUGAAAUCCUUUUGAAUGUUUAAAGUUAAAAAAAUCUGUAAGUACUUUUGACUAUGGUCUUGCUUAACUGUUUGUACUCUCAUCUCAGA